AUGGACGUCGAACCUUCUUCAUUCAUUGGCCCUUACCUCGCCGGCUGUAACAUCAAUUGGUUCCUACUCGGCACUCUUGCCGUGCAGAUAUACCUCUAUGAAACUGGCCGGCAGAAAGUGAAGGAUGCGGUCUGGUUAAGAGCAUUGGUAUACAUCAUCGCUUUAGUAGACACUGUUCAGGCUAUCAUCACCACUCGCGACCUCUGGUUCUUCUCUAUCGAUGUAUGGGGAAACGACGCGGCACUAUUACAACUAACACUAGGUCAAUCUCUUAUUCUCAUUUUCGGAGGGUCCAUUGCCUUUGCGGUGCAACUCUUUUACGCUUGGCGUAUCUGGGUCCUCUCGCAGUCAAAGACGAUGCGAGUACUCACGUGCAUCAUUGUGAUGCUCUCUAUGAUGCAAUUUGCUGUGUCAAUACACGGUGACUUCAUUUCACUCAGUCAAUACAGGCACCAUGGCAGUAUCGCAUUCCUUCACAGUGACAUAGCCAAACUUGACGUGCUGCUAUGGCUUGUGGGAAGUUUUGCGGCCGAUGUUUUGAUCACGUCUUGUAUGGUUUGGCUCCUCUAUCGUGCUCGGACCCGCACUAUCUGGGCACAAUCCCAAACCUUGUAUGAUCGCCUGAUCAUGAACACUGUGCAAACUGGCAUGGUCACUGUCAUCGCCGCGGGAGCCUGCCUCGCCCUCUGGGAAAUCCAGAACCGCUAUUACCUCGUCCCAGCUAUUGUCAUAGGAAAACUAUACUCGAAUAGUUUUCUCUCGACACUCAAUGGUCGACUAUUUCGCAGGGACGACUCGGCUCGGCAAAAGCCUUCCGCCCUAUCAGCCUUCCGCCCUGCCGCAGGCAUCCUGUCUCGUUGGAGAGGCCACGGGAAGUCCGAUCCUGACAUCCCCUUGACUGGUAUAGUAGAUGUGCAUCAUGGCACACCACCAGACCGGGUGCAACAUGUCGAUGGCCGCCGCGAAUUCUCCGAGCAUUCGGCAUUCAGCAUUCAAAGGCACAACAAUAGUCGUAACGAUAACGUGGGGCGUGAUGAUGAUAAGAGUAAGGCAAGCCUCUUUGGGGGCGACUCUAGCAGCGAUUCCGGCAAUGCACUAAGCCCUGGUAGCGAAUACGAGCAUGUCAUUGGACUGUCGUCUUUCCCUGAAAUUCCUGGAUCAGUUAUAACUAGGCAACUAUGCACUACUCUUUCUCGCUUGUGUGAUCGUCGAUGA
This is a messenger RNA of Peniophora sp. CBMAI 1063, 1215 nucleotides long. The record is from the annotation of a GenBank genome assembly. NCBI's taxonomy places the organism in Eukaryota, Fungi, Basidiomycota, Agaricomycetes, Russulales, Peniophoraceae.